UAGAGGUCACUGGGAGAUGUGGGCUGCCUGCCUCCCUUGGGCGUGGUGGAGGCUGUGUGAUCCCAGCAUCCCCUCCAUCCUUUGGGAAAGCCACUGAAAGAGGCUGCCAUAGGAGGAGGGAAGCCUGGGCUUGAGGCCGAUGUGCAAUUAUUGCAAGAGCCCAGCCUUCCUAGCAUUGGAAAACAAAGGCAUCUGGAUGCUGCUGCAUUGAUUUCUCUGUAAGCCUAGGAUGCUCUGUUUGUAUCACUCUCCUGAUCCAUUGGAAACCUGAAGCCAAGAAGGCCCAAGCCUUUGGACUUCACCAAGCCGGACAGAUCAAGCCCAGAUCUAAAGAUCCAGAAGGAAAAGAAAAGGAGAAAGCAGAGACAAAGGAGAUUUUUGGCCUGUGGUCCUCUUCGCUGAGGUGGCACAAGGAAAGUGAACGCGUGGCCUGCCCUAACUUGCAAGGGUUUUGUUCUUCUGGUGCCAAGGCAACACCUGGACACCUAUCGGGAAAAGGCGGAAUAGAAAUAAUAAUAAUAAUAAUAAUUAUUAUUAUUAUUAUUAUUGGACAAGGUGGUCCUUGGCAUGAAGCGAAUGCCAGUUCUGGAGAGAAGGGGGCACAGCCUUCAACCCCAGACCAUUUUGUAGGCAGUCCCCCCUCUUUCAAGAGGAUUUCCCUCGUGCCAUGAAGGUGGUGAACAUCCAAAAGGGGGUCCAUCACCAUGAGAAACAAGUGAUGUGGUAGCUUUUUGCAUUUUGCCAGGAGAUUUGGGUAUGUUUUGAGCCUCCACAGGUUGCCACUUGUCUCCAAAAAGAAGACAGGACUUGCCUCUGGACCAGGGUCGUGUCUCUUCCUUAUGCCAAGGAUGCCCACCACCAAGCCUCCCGAGGAGGAAUAUUGGAUCGAAGGCUCCCGGAAGGAUUCGUCUCUCCAGGAUUUCUACCUUGUGGGUCCUGAGUUGGGCAGGGGAGCCACGUCAGUUGUGUACAGUUGUGAAGAGAAAGGGACGCAGGCCCAGUAUGCAGCCAAGAUACUGAAGAAAACAAUUGACAAGAAGAUUGUCAGGACCGAAAUUGGGGUUUUGCUGCGGCUCUCACAUCCAAAUAUUAUCAAACUCAAAGAGAUCUUUGAAACCCCCACGGAGAUCACUCUCAUCCUUGAGCUGGUGACAGGUGGCGAAUUGUUUGACAGGAUUGUUGAGAGGGGCUUCUACAGCGAAAGAGAUGCAGCCCACGUGGUGAAACAAAUCCUAGAAGCUGUGUCUUACUUGCAUGCAAAUGGCGUGGUCCACCGCGAUCUCAAACCAGAGAAUCUUCUCUAUGCAGAUCUCUCCCCAGAUGCCCCUCUCAAAAUAGGUGAUUUUGGAUUAUCAAAAAUUGUGAUGAGCAGGAUACAAUGAAACUGUAUGUGGCCCCCAGGAUAUUGCGCCCCUGAAAUUCUCCACGGCUCGCCUUAUGGUCCUGAGGUGGAUAUGUGGUCUGUAGGCGUCAUAACAUAUAUCUUGCUAUGUGGCUUUGAGCCUUUCUUUGACCCAAGAGGGGACCAGUACAUGUACAGCAGGAUCCUCAAUUGUGACUACGAGUUUGUCUCUCCGUGGUGGGAUGAGGUGUCUCUCAACGCCAAGGAUCUGGUGCAGAAGCUGAUCGUCUUGGAUCCCCAGAAAAGGCUCACGGUGCAGCAGGCGCUGGAGCACCCAUGGGUCACAGGCAAAGCGGCUAAGUUCGCUCACAUGGAUAGCACCCAGAAGAAACUGCAGGAGUUUAACGCCAGGAGGAAGCUGAAGGCCGCCAUGAAAGCUGUGGUUGCCUCUGGGCGCCUGGGCAACCAUGGCCACCAUGAUGGCUCAAAAAACGGCCGCCACCAGGACGCUGCUAAAGAACCAGGCCUCCCUCUGGGUGCAGAAAGCGCUCCCCUUUACCAGGGGGAACUCUCCGGGUCCAGCAUGCAAAAUGCGGAUGGCGUGACAUCAACUCCUCCAGCUAUGGUGGAGAAAGAAGAUGGUUUCCAAAGUGAUUGUCAAGUUGUGGUCAAUGGCUCCAGCUGCAACAGUUAACCCUUCCAGACUCAGGCGCUUGAUCUAGGCCACAGUUCAUGGGGUGAAGUCUCCCCAUCAUGAAGAUGAUGUUGAGGAUUACCUGCCAGGUUGAGAGAGCAUUCAGACAGAGGAGAAACCGCUACUGAAAGCUUCUGAACAUGAAGAAGACUUCUGACAGUUGUUUCUAGCUUUCCAUACAAAAAUUCCUUUUCAUCAGACUUCUGUCCCAUUCUGCAGAUUUCCCCCAAACAUUUUGGCAUCUCGUUUCCAGCUACAUAUUUUCAAAAUUCAACCCACCUCCAAAAUUUAACCCAGCUCAUUCUCUAAACACUUCACAAUCAAUUUUCAAGCAACAUAUUUUUAAAAUUCAGCCCAUCUCAUGAUGGGAUUUACAGUACUUAGAACAGGUUGUCCAUCGUGUUCAUCUCACAUUGUGUGUGAGCAUGGCUUAUCCAAGAUCACUCAGUCCAUUUUCCAUGACUAGAUGGAGAUUUGCAACAAAUGCUCCCAAUGUCCAGUCCAACAAUCACACCACUACACCAUGCUGUCUCCUCUGGGCGUUGUAGUCCAAAUAAUUUACUAAGCUCUGCUCUUAUAUAAUGAGUCCACCUAGCUCAAUACUGUCUGCUCAGACUGGCAGGGAUUCCCCAAGAUUUCAAGCAGAGAAGGUCCAUUUCCCAACAUCUUCCCAUCUUUUUAUUUUUAAAAACCUGGAAAUGCUAGAAAAUGAACCUGAGACCUUCUCUGUUUGUAAAAUACUUCCAUGAAAGAUCCAGCAAGAUCCUAGUUCUCAUGAUUCCAAUUAAAGGGCUGAUUUAAAUAGGAAGCUGUAUCAUACUAGAUCGGACUAGUGGCCCAUUACAUCCAGGGUUGACUGACAGCAGACCUUCAGGAUCUUGGGCAGAGAAGAGUCUUCUUCCAUCCCUUUUUCUCCCUCCUCCUUUUAACUGGAAACACCAGGGAAUAAAGCAGUAAUCUUCUGCAGAACUAUGUGUUCCCAACUUAACGUAGCCUUAACUUUGAUACUCGUAUUUCCCUAGGUGUAAGGUGCUAUUUUACUAAAUUAAUCAUAUUCAAACUAUUUUCAGACACAAACAACCCAGAAGGAAUAAAUGAAUUAAAUAACAAAAGGCUGCUGGGAGUUCCAACACUUUCCCUGCAAAAAAGAGACGAAGAAGGGGUUGCCUACUGCUUCUCUGAGUGAUUCCCUGUUCAGGCCAUGCUUAUUCUCCCUCCAAGGGCUGGUGAUUCAUUGCAUCUCUCAACUUGGCAUGCUACCCAAUAAUCGUUCUGUUCCCUUCAGUACAGGGACCUAUCUGCUCUGAAAAGAGCUUUCUUGUGGUGUCUGUACAAACUGUGCUUGCCUCCUGCCAAGUCUGCUAAGUCUGUUCCAUACCUGUCUGGUGGAUCCAUGGAUCUUUCUGCAGCACAGAGGUGUUGCAGUCCCAAAAAAGUCACUUUUUUCGCAGCUGUUCACAAUACACAUGACCAUGGGAGAUGUAGUCCACAAAAAGUAAAGUAAACCUGAAACAAAGGCCUGUUACAGACUGCCGAAAUAAAGCUGCUUCAGGUCUCUU
Molecule: messenger RNA, 3595 nt
Organism: Sceloporus undulatus (fence lizard)
Lineage: Eukaryota; Metazoa; Chordata; Lepidosauria; Squamata; Phrynosomatidae
Product: calcium/calmodulin-dependent protein kinase type IV-like
Exons: 11
Biological process (GO): protein phosphorylation
Molecular function (GO): calmodulin binding; ATP binding; calcium/calmodulin-dependent protein kinase activity
Source: RefSeq, a predicted model, not a curated record